AUGGCUGCAACAGCCAAGCAUGAAUUAAGACAAAAGUUUCCGGGCGAGUCCUCGGGUGAAGAAGACAUUGCUGCUAUUGCUAAACAGAUAAGUGAUCACGCAGAAGCGAUUUAUCAGUCGUGGAAGAGUCGUGGACUUGCGCCCGCUGAAAUAUUUAAUUGUCACAACAGCGCGACCGCCGCUGACGAGUUUGAUAGUGCGUUGACACCGACAUUGUCGCCGACUUCGCGAGGACUUCAGCUCGAAAAUAUUCUUAAAGUAGGUGCUGCCGGACAGUCUUACAGUCCGCCACCACCUAGACUGGAUAACAAUAACACUCUGGAGAAAUUAGUUAAUAAUUUUGUCGUUGAGGACAAGGCACGGCAACAACGUACAUCCUCUUAUAUAAGUAAAAAUCUUCCGUCUUCCAUACAGUCCGCUCUGGAAAGAUUUGAGCGUAAUUCACCUGGUAAUGUGACGAAUAAUAUUCGACAUACACAGCAGCAGCAGCAGCAACAUCAGCAACAGCAAAAGCAACAGCAGCAGCAGCAGCAGCAGCAGCAGCAGACAAGACCGAAAAUAGCUACUAAGUCGUCUUUGUCGUCGCCGUUGGCAUCACCGUCCUCGCUUGGCGAGACUAUCGAAACUAUACUGCCGGCAGACUUGCCUGGAAAUGGUACAACAAACCAGCCAAAACGUCCGUUAAGUGUUUUACUAAAUACAACAACGCCCACCAAUACAGCUGCCGGAGAAUUGUCUAGGCCGAAUCAAAGUUCAGGUUUGACGACCUGGCCUCUUAAAAAUAAAUUGUUUACCGACUCUUCCGUAGUGGCGCGGGUCAAUGCCUCCAAAGCUACCGUAGCUUCCUCCUAUCUUGAUGAAGUUGCGCGUGAAGAAGAGAGGCUUAUUAAUGCCUUGAAGACAGGAGUUGUUAUUGAUGAGGAUGGAAGUUCGCCAGUUCCUGUAAGACAAAAACCCGCUAUUAAAAAAGAAAAACCUAAGCUCAUGACGAAUGGCGUUGUUCUUGAGCGUACGUCGCAAUUUAUACAGCAAAUUCAACAAGCCAAAAAAAUUGACGAACGUAAAGCUACUACCAACACGGUAGUAGAAAAAAUAGAAAAAAAUUCUAUACAACAACAACAACAACAACAGCAGCAGCAGCAGCAACAACGACAGUCUCAGCAGGAUGUUAAAGAAGAUCGUGAAGUUCAAAUAGUCGCGUCUAAAUGGGGUCCCCGGAUCACGUCACCCAGACCUAGGAUUGAUCAAGUACCACAUCCUGAACUCACGAACCAACAAAAGCAACAUAUACGAGCUGCUGCAGCUGCCGCUGCGGCUACAGAUUCUUCAAGCUCAGCGGGAAACAAUGCCAAUCCUGUACGACCUUUUCUUACUCGAGGAUCCGUCGCGGAGAGAGUUUUGAUUUUUGAAAAGUGUCCAAGUGAACUCUUACUUGAUAAACGUGGUCCACGACAGCCUGGAGGCCCGUCUUCGAGAUUCAAUUCCAAUGAUGGCAAACCACAGUCUUCUUAUGUGCGCGAGAGAAUACAACAACAACAAUCGAGAGCCUUGCCACCUCAUACAACUCUACAGCGGCAUGUUAAGGCCAACAAAAACGUCCGUAUACCCAGAUUUUAUUUCCCCGGAGGUAAGCCUACUCCACCCACACAACUGGAAGCAACGAUUGCAAAAAUAAGUAAAGCCUUUGAGAAUCUCCCAGGACAUCGUGCUUCACGCUCACAGUUUAAUAUUAUUACAAAAGCUUGUGAACUGCCACUUUACUUGAAAGUUCCGCUGUUCUUAGCAGCAGGUGGAGACGCAACAACUUCUGUUGAAAUGAAUAAUUUCAUUGAAUUUUGGAAAGAAAUUAACAAAUCGUAUCACGAUCCAGCUAGUAAAUUUAUAAGAAUAACCACACGUGGUCUGAGAAAUUAUAUACUACCAGAAGAUCUUGUUGCUAUGGUACAAGAUGUUGUUGAUACUCAUCCAGGAUUAACUUUCCUUAAAGAAGCUACGGAAUUUCAUUCUCGAUAUGUCCACACAGUAAUUGCUAGAAUAUUUUACUGUGUAAAUCGUAGUUGGAGCGGGAAAAUAUCCGUUACGGAAUUACGACGUAGCAACUUGUUGGCUGUUAUUGGUAUUCUAGAACACGAAGAAGAUAUAAACCAGGUGACGUCCUACUUCAGCUAUGAACACUUUUACGUUAUAUACUGCAAAUUCUGGGAACUUGAUCGUGACCACGAUUUAUUUAUCAACAAAAUGGACUUAACUCGGCACAAUGAUCACGCAUUAUCAACGAGACUGAUAGAAAGAAUAUUUAGCGGUGCUGUAACAAGAGGUAGAGGCAAAAAUGGUGAAGUACGUUUGCAAGAAGAAAAAAUGAGUUAUACCGAGUUUGUAUGGUUUCUGCUUAGUGAGGAGGAUAAAAAUUAUCCUACUGCCAUCGAAUAUUGGUUUAGAUGUAUGGAUCUGGAUGGUGAUGGCUACCUUUCUAUGUAUGAACUUGAGUAUUUCUACGAAGAACAAUUACUUCGUAUGGAGGCCAUUGGAUUGGAAACUCUACCAUUUGAAGAUUGUCUUUGUCAGAUGCUCGAUAUGAUAAAGCCAAAAAUUCCUGGAAAAAUUUCAUUGAGUGACUUAAAAAAUUGUAAAAUGACUUCGAUAUUUUUUGACACUUUCUUUAAUCUCGAAAAAUAUCUUGAUCAUGAACAACGAGAUCCUUUUGCUUCAACGAGAGAUCACGACGCUGAAGGCCAUGAACUCUCAGAUUGGGAUCGAUUUGCUGCUGAUGAGUACGAGUUACUGGUUGCUGAGGAAAGCGGAAAUGAACAAAACGAUCAAAUGAUGUAUGAUAACGGAAUAGAUGAAGAUGGUUUUACAACUAUAAAUACAUUACCAGAGGAGUCAAAUGACCGAAAUAAGAAACGUGAUGGUUACACUAAAAAUUAUCAAGACACCGGUGAAUCUCGUCGUGAUUCGAAAAAUCAAAAUUACGACAGCGGAGAUAGCGAUGAUUACGCUGAAAGUGAUAACUGA
Molecule: messenger RNA, 3015 nt
Organism: Cotesia congregata
Lineage: Eukaryota; Metazoa; Arthropoda; Insecta; Hymenoptera; Braconidae
Source: the annotation of a GenBank genome assembly